This is a messenger RNA of Pseudophryne corroboree (corroboree frog), 2180 nucleotides long. It is a transcript of the gene SPAG16, whose product is annotated as sperm associated antigen 16. Gene Ontology annotation, biological process: axoneme assembly. Gene Ontology annotation, molecular function: protein binding. The coding region runs from base 155 to 2086 and encodes 643 amino acids. The transcript is spliced from 15 exons. The record is from RefSeq and is a predicted model, not a curated record. NCBI's taxonomy places the organism in Eukaryota, Metazoa, Chordata, Amphibia, Anura, Myobatrachidae. Gene Ontology annotation, cellular component: axonemal central apparatus.
UGCGCUGGCCGGGAGGAAUGUGCGACACCUGCUCCAUGCUCACCCUGGGUCGGAUCUGCCGUGUGGGGGCUGUAGUGGAGCCGCAUGUCUGAGUCCUGCACCGCCUCUCCCUCCUGCCUUGGCGCUCGUUCCACCCCUUCCUUCCCCCGACCCGAUGACUGGGGAAAAGCCGCGAUCGCGACUGCGACCGCAGCAGGAACUCUUGGCAGUCAAGUCAAGCCAGCCGGGAGAGAGAGGUAGAUGCUGCGCAUACACAGCAACAGCGCCAGCUCUCUUAUAUCCACACAAGUCACAAUUACCUGCCGGUGUCUCCCCUCUGUAUCCCCAGAUCCCAGCUGAUGAUGAUCUUAGCCUGCCAGACGGGGAUGAAGACCUGGUAAGGGCAGUGCAAACCGUUCAAGAGCAGGCUGAAAAUGUUCAGCCUUACAGAUCCCCCCUGUCCUCGCAGCGACCUGUGUCUCACAAGCCUGAAGUGGUGGACGAUUUUCUGCGCAAUUUUCUAAUUAAGAUGGGGAUGAUGAAAACCUUGGAAUGCUUUCAGACCGAAUGGUAUGAAAUGAUCCAAAAAGGGCUCCUGCAGCCAGAAGCUGUUGGUUUCGUCCCAGAUGUCUAUGCUCACAACCAGAUGCUAAACUCCGAGAUAAAGAAUUUAAAGAAGGAAGUGGAAACGUGCAAACUCGCUGCAAGUAAAGAUAGAGAAUCGGUGGUAAAGCUACAGAAGGAGCGAGAUUUCCACAGGAUGCAACACAAGCGUGUAGCCCAGGAGAAAAACAAGCUUAUUAAUGACAUCAAACGGUUGAAAGCACAUUAUGCAUCUUACGAGACUCAGCUGAAUCAGCUGCAUGAGAAAUACCAAAUGGUCCUGCGCCAGAAGAUGCUGACCAGCCUGGAGAGAGACCGAGCUGUAGGGGAGGUGACUGGUCUACAGGCCACCAUAAAGAACUUAGAAUCUGGUCUCCGAGUUGAUCUCCCUGUGAAAAAAGAUGAAGUCAAGCACAAGAAGGAGAGUGGUCCUACCCAGAAAGCAAUUCGGGAGGCGAGAGAGAGAGAACUCCUACAAGAAGGGGUAGCUUUAUACAACCCAGAGAAGGACCCAAAUAAUGUUAUAGGGAAGAGACAUCCAAAGGACUCAGAGUUCCCCCAGGAUACCAGAGUGAACCCUCGCUUGUCUCAGAUGAAAGGAAAAAACAGCCGUAACCUCAAGAUGAGUGGACACUGCUUGAGCAACACCCUGAAAGCACACGAACUUGCAGUCAGCUGUGUGGCCUUGCACCCUCGUAAGGAGAUCCUGGUAACAGCCAGUGAUGACCGUCUCUGGAAGAUGUGGUCCAUUCCCAAUGGAGAGAUCAUUAUGACUGGAGAAGGACACUCUGACUGGCUGUCCGGCUGCUGUUAUCAUCCAAACGGCACUAAGCUGGCAACAUCUUCUGGGGACACAACAGUUCGGAUCUGGGACUUUGCAAAGUCAGAGUGUGUCCUGACCCUGGAAGGCCAUACGCAUGCAGUAUGGGGCUGCUCCUGGCACACCUGCGGGGACUUCCUGGCCUCCUGUUCCUUGGAUAACAACAGCAAAAUAUGGGAUCUCAACAGCGAAAGGUGCAGGGACACCAUGAGAGGCCAUGUGGAUUCUGUCAAUAGUAUUGAGUUCCUGCCGUAUUCCAACAUUGUGCUUACAAGCUCCGCAGACAAGACCCUGUCACUGUGGGAUGCCAGGAUGGGUGUGUGCGCUCAGACAUUCUACGGACACCUCCAUUCCUGCAAUUACGCCACCUUUAACAUGAAGGGAGACACCAUUGCGUCCUGUGAUUCCUACGGCGUAUUAAAGCUCUGGGAUGUGAGAAAAGUGUCUGCGAUGUUAUCAAUUGAUGCUGGACCUCACCCGGGGAAUCAGGUGGCCUUUGAUCCGUCAGGUCAAUUAGUGUCCCUGGCCAGCAAUGACGGAACCAUCAAGAUACUGUCGUUACCAUCUGGACAACUGGCGAGCCUGGGAGGCCAUGAGGAGGACGCCCAGUGUGUGAUCUUUGAUCACAAAGGAGAUUGUGUUAUCUCUGGAGGAUCUGAUGGAACUGUCCGAUUCUGGUCCUAAGGAAGGAGCAGCGCAUUGUUAUUUGCAUAACGCAGAGCAGUGCGUGUUUGUGAAACAAGCAAAACGUUUAAUAAAGCUUUAUGGCAAUGAGGAA